Molecule: messenger RNA, 1106 nt
Organism: Terrapene triunguis (Three-toed box turtle)
Lineage: Eukaryota; Metazoa; Chordata; Testudines; Emydidae
Product: estradiol 17-beta-dehydrogenase 2-like
Exons: 3
Coding region: 1-870 (289 amino acids)
Molecular function (GO): oxidoreductase activity
Source: RefSeq, a predicted model, not a curated record
AUGAGUGUCUGCCUUCUCUCUAGGAGAAUGGACACUUACAUCUCUAUAGCUGACCCUUCUGUCUUGCUCUGCUUGAGUAUGACUGCAGCAUUUGGAAUAAUCACCUUUUACAAAACCAAGAAGAACCAGGUGGAGAAAAAGUGUAUAUUUGCCCGUGGUCUCCUCCUGCUGCUUUUAUUGGGAAUACUCUGUUUUGCCACGCUGAAAAGUUAUGUAGGCUUAAUCCUGUUCUCCAUGGCAUGUCUCAUCUGUUACAUUUACUUAUCAGUUCAAACAAUGUUACCUGUGGACAACAAAGCUGUAUUGAUCACAGUUUCAGUUGCCCAGAAAGCACUGGAGUCAAACUUUAUCAUGGUUUAUAUUGCUCCUGUAGGAGGCAUUCCGUUGACAAGGUUUGCCGCAUAUGGUGCAUCAAAAGCAGCUCUGUCCAUGUUUUCUGGAGUAAUGAGGCAGGAGCUUGCCAAAUGGGGAAUUAAAGUUGCUGCAGUUCAUCCAGGAGGCUUCAGAACAUGCAUACAAGGUACAUCUGAGCUGUGGGCUAAGCAAGAAAAGCAUCUUCUGGAGAAUCUCACACCAGACGUGAAGAAAGAUUAUGGUGAAGACUACAUUGAAGCACUGAAAAAUUUCCUCCUGCACAUGCCAGUUCAUUGUGCUUCUGACCUCUCUCCAGUACUAGAUGAUGUUCUCCAUGCUUUAUCGGCAAAGAGUCCACAUGGUUUAUACACUCCAGGCAAAAGUUCUUACCUAGCUCUAUGUAUCUUUUGCUAUUUUCCUCUCUGGCUUUACGAUUUGUUCAUUGGUAAGAUGCAAAGUAACAAAAGUGUACCCAGCGCUUUAAGGGCAUCGGAGGCCAAAAACAAGAACACGUAAGCAGAGUAUGGAAUUCCGUCAGCAUUUUAAAUUACACCGGGAGAACAGGGCAAGGUUUUGUGUGAAGACACCGUUUGCUACAUUGCAAUUUAUUGGGGCCCUUUGCUCGUCAAAUUGCAUUCCAGCUGCUGGGCAAUUGGGGCUGAGGUUAAUCUUGAAGCUUUGUGUAUUUUAGGCCUUGUCUACACUACGGGGGGAGAUUGAUCUAAAUUAUGCAACUUCAGCUAUGUGAAUAA